CGAUAAUAUUCGAAUGUAUUAGAGCAAUAUCACGAUUACAUCCACAAACACUAUCUACUCUCAUUCAUAAAUCUCCAAACCUUAACCCAUUAAAUGUAAUAACCCGAUUUUUAAAAUCAAAUAAUCACAAUCUCAAAUAUUUGGGAUUGACAUGCUUGUCUGAGAUCGAUCCCGUGUGGUGGAUCGAAGGCGAAUGGUGGGGUGAAGAACAAAUGAGCAUAAUUGUGGAUUGUUUAGAAGAGAGAGAUGAUACUUUGAAGAGAAAGACAUUAGAUUUGCUUUACGCAAUGGUUAAUUCACAAAACGUUGUGGUUGUUAUGGAGCAUAUGAUCAAUGCCUUACGUACUAUUUCAACAAUUGAUGAAUUUUCACGCCUACUUUUGGUGAAUAGAAUUGUCGAGAUAUCUGGAAAAUAUCCUCUUAAUUUGCAAAUCAAAAUC
Racocetra persica is the source of this 440-nucleotide messenger RNA. The record is from the annotation of a GenBank genome assembly. NCBI's taxonomy places the organism in Eukaryota, Fungi, Glomeromycota, Glomeromycetes, Diversisporales, Gigasporaceae.